AUGGAUCGAAACUGUGAAGAUGUGGAGGAGGGAGCAGCUGAGAGUCUCAUCGGUGCGGCCAAGAUCGAACAAGGGCGUGAAGAGUUAGUGGAGGGAGCAGCUGAGAGUCUCAUUGGAGCUGAGAAGACGGAUCAAGCCCGUGAGGAUCCGGAGGAGGGUGGAGCUGACAGUAUCGUAGAAAAUGACAGGAUGGACCAACCCCACGCAGUUGUGGAAGAGGAAGCAGCUGAAGUUGCUGAGAAGAUGGGCCAAGCAUGUGAAAAAUUGGGAGAGGGUGCAGCUGACACAGGUGACAUAAUGGAAUAUGCCCAUGGAGAAUUAGAGGAGGGGGCAGCCGAAACUCUAAUGGAUGCUCCCAGGGUGGAGCAAGAUUAUGAAGAAGUGGAAGGGGAGGCAGCUGAGAGUCUCAGCAGCCAUCCUUCGGGUGCCAACUCUACCCAAUGA
Messenger RNA from Schistocerca americana (American grasshopper), 444 nucleotides. RefSeq lists its product as uncharacterized. The record is from RefSeq and is a predicted model, not a curated record. Bases 1 to 444 code for a protein of 147 amino acids. The transcript has a single exon. NCBI's taxonomy places the organism in Eukaryota, Metazoa, Arthropoda, Insecta, Orthoptera, Acrididae.